This is a messenger RNA of Diversispora eburnea, 576 nucleotides long. NCBI's taxonomy places the organism in Eukaryota, Fungi, Glomeromycota, Glomeromycetes, Diversisporales, Diversisporaceae. The record is from the annotation of a GenBank genome assembly.
AUGAAAAUUAUUAGACAAAUUAAUAUAUCUUUUAAUGUAUUUGAAAAUGCAAUACAAAAUUUUUCAGGAGAUACUUAUGUAACAUUAAGUACUAUAAUAUCAAUUAUUAAAAAAUUAAUUUUUGAUUUGACUUGUGACUCUUCAUUAGAUAAUAUUAAUUAUCUUAAUGAAAAUACUAUAUUUGAAACAGAACCUUUUACUAAUAAAUUAUUAAUUAAAAUUAAAGAUGAAAAAAUUAUUAGCAAUAUAUCAAAAAGAAGUAUUUUUAUUAAAAAUUCAUUAGAUACAACAGGAAUCUUUGAAAAAGUCAAAAAUAAUAUUUAUUCUGCAUUAAUUUAUUAUUGGAAUUUUUUCAAUGAUAUAGAAUUAAUAACUUCUUUAUUAGAUUCACAUUAUAAAAUAUUGGAUUUUAUAGAAUCAGAAGAUAAAAAAAAGAGAAUAAUUCAAAAACUUCAUAAUGAACUUAAUCCAAAUAAUCUAUUGUCUACAGAAUCAUCUAAUUCAACUACACUUUUAACAAAUAAUAUAGAAUUUUUAUUAUAUUCACUAAGGAAUAUUGUUAAUAUCAUCAAAUGA